AUGCGCCAGACGCUUCGACGGUCCUGUGCUGCCUGCGCACGAUCAAAACACAGCUGCGACCUGCGCACGCCGCGCUGCUCUCGCUGCCUCAAGCGCAAUGUCCAAUGCCUCUACGCCAACGAGCCCUUGACAGCGUCACCAGUCUCCUCCGAGCAGCCCGGCCGAGAGGAGACAUGGGCGUCGAGGCCUUCCAGUAGCCCUAGCGCGUUGACCACCUACAGGUUUGGAUCUCUGGAUCCAUUCGACUCGUAUCCACAGACGAGACUUCCGAGGGCACAGGUGCAACGUCUCAUCCAUAGCUACGAGGAGCUGCUCGCUCAGAAGGGCUUCCAGUCGUCGGAAGUUCUGAUGGCCGACUCUGUGGCUCUGCUGCGACGGAAAGUCGAGGACUUGUCGUUGGCUGUACAAGAUGGCACGAUGAACUCGGUCAUCACGCUGGCGACGAUAGAGGUCGGUUCUCACGUGCAACGUCCCUGCGUCUUCUAUUCUGACAUCACAUACCCCACCCAGUACGGUAAAGGCAACAUUGAUGUGAGCCACACGCACGUUGAGGGGGUCAAAAGAUUGGUCCAGCUGAGAGGCGGCAUCAACGCCGUCCGGCAGACCAGCCCUCUCACGGCAAGGAUGGUGAGCUGGGCAUCGAUGCUCAUCAUGGGCCACCCGCAAUUCGAAACCCAAGACGAUGCCGGCAUUGGGGACGGCAUACCGCCUAUCCCGGAGUGGCAGCUUGAGCCAGCAGGCCUUGAUGAUUAUCAUGUUGAUCUCGCCCUCUACGAGGUUGACUACGCCGUCAGCAACGUUGUUGAUCGCCUACGGAGUGUUUUCCGGCAGGCGGAGCAAGUGCAUUUUUCGACGACACGACUUCACGAUCUGACAUGUUUUGUUGUUCAUCGCCUUCUGCGGGCAUCACCAGAUCCGUCGAUAACAGCCCCAUCACCCGUGAGCCAAUGCCUGCGGUACACUACUGCGCUCUACAUGUUCAUCAUUCAGGGACCAACAUAUUACCCACAUACUGUCAUCAUGAGCGAUGUUAUCAGGAAUCUGAUCGAGAACCACGAACAGCUCGAUCCUUCGCCGUUUGAUAUUUGGAUCUUCACCAUCGGUCUCGCAGCCUCGGUGGGCACAGCACAGUACCAGUGGUUCCUCGAGAGGGCGCGAGCUGCGGCGACUAGCCUUCAACUCAGAGAAUGGGGCCAUGUUCUUGCGCAUACCAGGGCUAUAUUGUGCCAUGAUCUUGAUCGCUCUGACCCCGAGUCAUCAUCUACGCAGGCCCAACAAAUCACCUGUGACGACUCUGAUUAUCAGUCCGGCGCCAAGGGCCGCAAAUUUCAACAAUGCUUGACCUGUCUCCAAGAGUCACCUUUCGAGACGGCCUCGGAGAGUGAUCAGCUGUGGUUCCUGUACAACCUCAGAUACACGCUCGGCCAUUGCAUAUUUGGUUUUCCCAAUUCGACCGGCCUCGGUUCAGGGCCCUGCCUCACCUCAUCUGCUUGCGGACCUUUGGAAGAUGCCUUGACCGACGACCUAUCGGAAUUAGACAGCACGUCGCAGUAUGGAUACUGUGAUGCUGAUGGAGGGGCCAUGACGUCCGAUGCAUUUGGUCGAUGCCUUGAUUGUGUCAAGGUCGGGGGUGAACAUCACUUAUUGUCCAACUUCCUCAUAGCUUUGGACGCUGGUUGCCAACAACGUCCCAAUCCCGGCACUCUCAUCGGCCUGAACGACACAAUAUUCAGCGCCACAGCGGUAGAGGCCGUUGAUCCCUCGACGCUUGAGACCAAGAAGCCGGAACAAGCGCCAGUGCUUACGCUUCCAGCAAUCGUUGGCAUCGCCAUUGGCGGGUUCGUGCUGCUCCUCCUCGGCAGCGGCUGCGGCUACAUGCACCACCGCAAACGCAAAGCCCGCCGCGAGAGCCAGAACAUGUCAAAGAAAGGAGCCCGCCGCCAUCGGCCGGCGUCAUCGCUCUCGUUCCGCUGCCAGACGCACCUGACGCCCAGGUCACCAACCUUCUUCCCGAUCGGGGAAGAGGAGGCGGCCACGCGCGAGAAGCCCUUUGUCGACCCGGCCGCGGCGCUCACCUCGAACCCAUCCAUCUCGACACACAUGAGCAGCGCCUGGAACCAGUCGUCCGCAAGCCCGCCGCCCACCCAGCCCUGGCGAGGCGGAGCAGCGCCGCAGGGCCACGCCAAGGACGCCCUCUCCCUGAGCACCAUCCUGCCCAGCCACGCGCAGUCGGCCUUCUACAAACCCUCGCCGACAGACUACGCGACGCCGACGUCGACGUCGUCGACCCGCUCCACGACAGCCCUCCUGCCCGUACACCACGCCCCAGGCACCGCCUCGUACGGCGCCUCCGCCCCGCCCCGCCCCCCGCGCAGCCCGGCCGCGGAAUCGCACGGCUCGCCGCUCCUCUCGGGCGCCACGGCGAGCCCCCUCCUCUCGCAGCGGGGCUGGCCCCCACAGUCCGGCCAGCCGCGAAGCGACGCCGUGUCAUUGUCGCCGCCGAGGCAGAGCCACCCGCAGGGCCAGGUGCUGAACAUUCUGCUCGGCAGGGAGUCCAUUGCGCCUGUGGCGCAGAAGAGAGGCGUGCCGGUGCCGGCGCCGUUGGGGGGCGGGAGCCCGACGGAGAGCCGGACGCUGCAGACUUCUUUCCCGCCGCCGCCGUCGCCGAAAAGGAGGUAG
Verticillium nonalfalfae is the source of this 2679-nucleotide messenger RNA. RefSeq lists its product as uncharacterized. The coding region runs from base 1 to 2679 and encodes 892 amino acids. Gene Ontology annotation, biological process: regulation of DNA-templated transcription. The record is from RefSeq and is a predicted model, not a curated record. The transcript has 6 exons. Gene Ontology annotation, molecular function: DNA-binding transcription factor activity, RNA polymerase II-specific; zinc ion binding. NCBI's taxonomy places the organism in Eukaryota, Fungi, Ascomycota, Sordariomycetes, Glomerellales, Plectosphaerellaceae.